AAAAUGGAGGUAGAUGAGAACGCAUCAGAGAGGUGCCGAUGGCUUAGAAUUAACUGGAAAUGGGGCACAAUUGGAAGGACAGACGUCGGUAUAUUCCUGCGCUUCAACCCAGUGGUAACGUUUCUCUCUGCCGCCAUCAUUUGGUUCUUCGUUAUCUGGUGCGCAGUGCAAGCCGAUGUAGCCAACAAAGAGAUGGGCGGUUGGAUGCUGUGGAUCACAGAGGUUUUCACGUGGAUGUAUAUUGGUACCCAAGAUGUCUGGGCAGUUUUUAUCGUUGUGCUGUACUUUUCCAAGUAUGGAAAGAUGAAACUUGGAAAACCUGACGACAAACCGGAGUUCAAUGAUCUGACGUACUUUACCAUGCUUUUCGCCGCCGGAGUCGGUAUUGGUCUCUUCUACUUCGGAGUAGGUGAGUCAUUUUGACAGCGGUUUUCUCUCACAAACAUGCGAUUAAUAUUUAACUACGAACACAGCGCAAGCUAAACACGAUGGCAUUAAGACUUUUUCUUCAUCACAAGCAGAGUGCUCACUCGCUCAGUAUAAAUUUCUGCCGCAGGUCAUUUACAAAGGGCUGUGACAAACCUCACCUAGAACCACUGGCAUAAAAAUAUUAUGAAGGAACUUACUUUAUUUCUGUUAAACUCCAGAUUUGAAAUUGUAAUGCAAAAGCCAGAAAGGUAUACAAAUAUUUAAUCAGAAACAUUGUAUAACUCUGUAACUCUGUGUAAGUUUAUAGACCUCGGGAUGCCGCAAACACCUCGUGGCCCGGUAGGCAAAUGGACCAACGAUCGACAAACUUCGCCCAAUAUCAACAUGUUUUGUUCGCAAUGACGCAGCAAAGCAAAACUGAUGCGAAUGAUUGUAUUUUACACAAACAAAAUAAGAUCUAAAGAAAGAUAUAACAGUGCUAAAGAAAUUUGGGAGAACAUUGCACAUGACAUUGAAAAAAAAGAAGUCAUUGGAAAGAUUUAGUACUAUAGUAUGCUAUUAAGGUUGGCUAAAAAAAUAUAAAGAAGUGUCGACAGUUCAUACAAGUUAGAGGCUGUUUAGCAUUCCGUGGCUAACCACCAAUAUCACUGUUUAAUCGAGUGUGCAGCAGUCGGCAGUUAAUUUCAUGGUGUCCAAAUAUUUGCAUACUUUUAGGCCGUUAGACAGAAUGUCCUAAUUCGUACAUACGAACGAGUUCACUUUAACUAUACACUACCAAAAGGAAGCAAUUCAUUUUAGUAGUCGCAGAGAAGGAAAUUAAGUCAAAGCACACCUUCAAGUUCAGGAAAUUCUACAGGUUAAACUAGGCCACAAGCUCUCAGACUGUUCAACCAGUUUGGCAACUUAUCAAUAAUUAAGGGCGGUUCAGUCAACCAUAGUCUUGCACACUGAUUUAUAAAAAUAACAUAAAAGGAAUGAAAAGACAGCGUGAUUGCUGAAAAAUAAACCGAUGUUUAGCGUGAGAGGCUGUAGAACAAUGAAGUGCGAUUUUAAAGGGGAAGGGUGCUUGUAGAAAUGGGCUAAAGUAAUUUUAUAGUUAUACCUUUCUAACACUUAAGCAUCAUCAAUGAAAUGAAUUUAAAGGAGCUGUGCAAUGAAAUUUAUGAAGUUUCAAACAGUAGGAACUGCUACCAAAUUGAGUUGAAACACAAAAAUAGCCCACUCAAAACAUUACAAUAAGGUAUAAAUAACAAGGCAAAGACAAAAGAAGGCACGGACGUAUAAAAUUGAAAAAAACGGAUUACAUGUAAAACGGAUUACGUUGUGGGUUUUGUAGAUUGUAACGUUUGAUAUAACGCUUGAGAGGUAUAUCUGUUGGACAAGCUGUGAUUUUGUCAUUUUGCAAGUAAUUUGUUCACUAAAAGUUCAAUAGCGCAUUUGGCAAAUUAAACCAAAUAAAUUCUAAAGGGCCAAUCUUUGUUACAAAAAAUAGAAUAAAAUUACCAUUAGAAAAAAAACAAAACAAAACAAAAAAAAACGGGCAGAAGAACUAAAAAAAACACAAGAACAGUGAUUCCGUUGUUUCUUCUGGCUGGCUGAUUAGCUACACAACUAAAAUAAUUCGAUAUAUUUAUUCAGCUUUAAAGGCAAGGCUAUGACACACUAUUUGUUACCUUUUUAAAAAGCUUUUCAAACGUGUCUUUGCACCAAUUGAAUUCCAAAAAUAACGGUACAGUUUUGCUAUGUAAGACCACAUUUCGAUAUUGAAACUGUUUCCUCUCGUCUGUUGCUACAGAUGGCAAGGAUGGACAUGGAUUGCUGCAAAACUCAAAAACAUUACCAUGGCUAGUACCCUUUGUUUGAUACAUGAUAAAACCUUCUUAACGGUACAAGCGCAUUUUGUGCAAGGUUUCCGUUUAAGGUAUUUAGUACUGACUAAAGCACGGAAUUGACCUAAACCAGCAAUAUCCUAAAGACAUAACCCGUUUAAAUAGGCCGAGGAACGAGACAGAGAAAACCUUCAUACUGUCACGGAUGUGCAGAAACGUUUCUGACCUAAUCCGUUGAAUAUAUUUUUCGCAAACAUUUCCCUCUGACAGGCCAAUGAUCAAAGCCACUUCCCAGAGAGCACUUAUUUCUCUCUAGUUAUCCUUCUAACCCUGACUCUCUAUCUUUUCAGCUGAACCGAUUUGGCACUAUGAACCUGGCAAAAACGGGAAUCGCUACUGGGAUAGGUAAAUAUUAACAUUCUGCAUGUAGUACGCACCAUUGAGAAUAGAGGAUAUUCUCACUCUUACCUGACUAGCCUCAGUUCCAAAAAUCCGGACUUUAUUUCAGUUUUUUUAGAGCUUCGCGGUAAUUUUUGAAAAGGACAGGUUUUCUACAAAUUUGAAGAGAUUUUUAGGGAUUCUGGACUGAAAUUUUCAAGAUUUCAUGUUUCUUUGAAACAAAAAGCCUUAGCUUUCAAAAGUUUCCUUACAAGCGAUCCUGAAGCCUUUGUCUGCAAAGUUUUGAGGCCAGCUUUUCCUGAAUCAAGCAUUCCUUGCAUCUCUGUCAAUCAGUCAAAAUUCCAAGAAUUGUCACCACAAGUUACCCGCUCUUUCAAGGGAUUUCUAGAAAAAAAUUGAAUUUUUAUCGAAUUUUUGGAAAGAUUUUUCGGCUAUUUUUCGUGAUAUUUUGAAGCUAUUAAAGUUCACUCUUCUUCACUAACUUUAAUUACCAAUUGUAAAUCUGAAGAUUAUACGCCACACACCUCAGGCCUAUCAAUCAAUCUCUAACCAUCAAACCAACUAAUUUAGUUUGUAUAUUUUCAUUCUGAUGGGGGACAGUUUGAACACUUCUUGAAACGUUUUCACCACAAAGAACCCUUCUGAGUCCACUACCAACUCUAGAAAUUCGUUUUUCUCUCUCUUUGCAUUUAAAUUCAGAUACUCCGACAAUCAGCGUGCCCAGGAUGCCAUCAACGUGACACUAUUCCACUGGGGAAUUCACGGAUGGAUUGUCUACGUAGUGGUUGGCCUCCUUCUUGCCUUUGUAGGUUACAGAAAAGGUCUUCCCAUGACCGUUCGCUCCUGCUUUUACCCUCUGAUUGGUGACAAGAUCUACGGAUGGAUGGGCGAUGCUGUAGAUAUAUUUUCUGUGGUGUGCACUAUGUUUGGCGUAUGCACUAGUCUUGGUGUUGGAGUCAUGCAAAUGAAUGGUGGCUUCAAGCGUCUAAAUCCGUCGAUUGAUUACUCGGUCAAAAACCAGAUCAUCAUCAUUUGGGCCGUGACGGCGUGUGCCACAGUUUCAGUGGUGAGCGGCUUGAAGAUUGGAAUCCGCCGACUUAGCGAGAUCUGUUUCAGCCUGGGCAUGUUCAUCAUGAUGAUUGGCAUUUUUGCUGAUAACACCUGGCAUGCAUUAAAUGUUUAUGUGCAAAGCAUCGGGUACUACAUUCAGUGGAUCAUCCAGAUUGGUUUUCACACGGAUGCAUUCGCACAAUUGGGAAAUGCACCAGACGGGAAGCAGGCUCAGCGAUGGAUGAAUGACUGGACAAUCUUCUACUGGGGAUGGUGGAUAGCCUGGUCUCCGUUUGUCGGCAUGUUCAUUGCCAAGAUCUCCAAGGGAAGAACCAUCCGACAGUUCAUCCACGGCACAAUGACAGCACCCAUAGUUUACGCCUUCCUGUGGUUUUGUAUUUUUGGAAGUGCCGGCUUGAAAAUGGAGCGAGAUGCUGCCCUUCAUAACAUCACCUGCGAGUCCAUUCUGGGAGGGGCAACUUCGACAAAGUCAUACAAUGGCCUGUACCGUUUAUCCUGCAGAGGGAAGAACGACAUGUGGUUUGAUGUCAUGGAGCAGUACGGCGACCUUGGGAGAUUCCUACAAGUGAUCUCACUCAUCAGUAUCAUUCUUUACUUCGUCACCAGUUCUGAUAGUGGUUCCCUCGUCAUCGACUGUCUGUCAGCCAAUGGCGACCCAGAGCCUCCUGUCUCGCAGCGAGUCUUCUGGGCACUGACAGAGGGCGCUACAGCAACGGCUCUUCUAAAUGCUGGGGGCGAAGAGGGACUUGUAGCACUACAGUCUAUGUCAAUUGCUUCAGGUGUUCCCUACACCAUAUUGUUGUGCAUGAUGUGUGUGGCGUUGUGGCGAGCAGUGAAGAUGGAAGCAGGUGACCUUGAUCCACAUGGCCCACAGUUCAAUACCGGUCUUUUAGAUGUCUUAAGCAGCCCAAAUAAAAGUAUGGUCGGGAAAAUCCUCUUGGCCGUUAUUGCACCAUGGUACUCAAUGGGAAAUGCUGCCUACAAACUUGGUGGUAUGAAGAAUAGUCGAUGGGUAUACUGGCUGAUAUCAGCAUUUCCCUUUUACCUAUGGAUCAUUCUGAUGACACUGGAACCCCUGGUAGAUGCCAUAUCCUACGUUGCUUGGACUGUGCUUUUCAUAUUUUUCGCCUACGGAACAUCCAUCCGGUAUAGCAUUCGCCUAAAGUACAACAUCUAUGGCAACGCAGCGGAGGAUUUCUUCGCAGUGAUGCUCUUGUACCCGUUUGCAGCCUUCCAGAUGGAACACCACAUGGAACACGACUACGAUUUAGGCAAACGCAACUACCACCCAGAGCCGCCAGUGAAUCACCACUAUGCUGUGGACGGCAAAAGGCACCUACCGGAAAAUGGAUAUGGAACGCCAACAAUAUCCAUGCACGAUCUCUCUUCGCGUGGCGGUCAUCUCAACCCUGGAGCGGAUGGUGAUAUCACCACGUCAGGAGAUUCGUACUGGAAGAAAACUGAAAUCAUUUAAGCUAAAAGCUUUAGGGCUUCUAGUUAAUUUUGGUAUCCAGAACUUAUUUACUGGCUGGGUUAAUUUUAUAAUCGAAAUUUGUUUAGGAUACAAG
Molecule: messenger RNA, 5296 nt
Organism: Porites evermanni
Lineage: Eukaryota; Metazoa; Cnidaria; Anthozoa; Scleractinia; Poritidae
Source: the annotation of a GenBank genome assembly